UUUCCAUUUAUAGAACAUCAAUACCACGUGAGUAACUCUCAACCACGUGGCUCUAAAGAGACCAAGCAAAGCAAAAAUGGUGCUGUUUGUCCUGUUUGAACAUGCUGCUGGCUAUGCCGUAUUCCGUUGCAAAGAUGUGGAGGAUGUUGGUUCCCUCCAACCUGAAGUGCUGGAGGCCAUGUCAGACUUUGCUCGCUUUGGUUCCACUGUCUCUCUGGAAGCUUUCUGUCCCUUCAAGACCGGAGCAAAUGCACUCGAGAAUAUCAAUUGCAUAUCUGAAGGUGUGAUGCAUGAUGACCUCAAGGUGUUCAUCGCCAACAACAUACCACAGGGCAAGAAAAAGAGCAAGGUCCUGUUGGGAGUAGCUGAUCCUAAAUUGGGCUCAACUGUUCAAGAGACCCUCAACAUCCAGUGCAUAUCAGGGGGUGUGGUGUCAGAGUUACUGCGAGGGAUUCGUCUCUUCUUCCCCAAGCUUGUCAGUGGACUAACACCUCCCAUGACAGCUCAAGCUCAACUUGGUCUUGGGCACAGCUACUCUAGGGCCAAGGUCAAGUUCAAUGUUCAUCGAUCAGACAAUAUGAUCAUCCAGUCCAUCAGCUUGCUGGAUCAACUAGACAAAGACAUCAACACUUUCUCUAUGAGAAUCAGGGAAUGGUAUUCAUAUCACUUUCCAGAGCUUGUGAAGAUCAUUCCUGACAACUUUCUCUAUGCCAAGGUGGUUCGGUUCAUUGGUUCAAGGAAGAAUCUAACAGAGGACAAGUUGGACCCACUAGAAGAGAUUGUCAUGGACUCCACCAAGUGUGAGGCCAUCUUUGAAGCUGCUAGAGUCUCCAUGGGAAUGGACAUAUCUCCAAUUGACCUGAUCAAUAUUGAGCGUUUUGCCACGAGGGUUGUAGAGUUGGCUGAGUACAGGAAGGAUCUCAGUAGCUAUCUCUCCUCUAAGAUGACCAAUGUGGCACCUAACCUCACCACUCUCAUCGGGGAAACGGUCGGUGCUCGUCUCAUCUCCCACGCUGGCUCCCUCACUAGCCUGGCCAAGUAUCCAGCAAGCACUGUACAGAUCUUGGGAGCAGAAAAGGCUUUGUUCAGGGCUCUCAAGACAAAAGGAAACACUCCAAAGUAUGGUCUCAUAUUCCACUCAUCUUUCAUUGGACGUGCAGCCUCUAAGAACAAGGGAAGAAUCUCCCGUUACCUUGCCAACAAGUGCUCCAUCGCCUCAAGGCUCGACUGCUUCUCUGACACUCCUUCAACCAAGUUUGGUGAGAAGCUUCGUGAACAGGUAGAGGAAAGGUUAACUUUCUUUGAAACCGGACAAACCCCACGUAAAAAUGUCGACGUCAUGAAACUUGCGAUUGAUGAGCUUGCAACGGAAGAGGGAAACACAAUAAAAGAAGAAGCAAUGGAGGUAGAUACCACGACGUCUUCUGCUAAGAAAAAGAAAAAGAAGAGAAAAUCAAUGGGCAAGGAGUCAGAGGAAGGUCUCCCUGAGGCCAAGAAGGUCAAGCAGGAGGAAAUGGACACGGCUGAAGAGACAGUGACUCCCUCCAAAAAGAAAAAAAGAAAGAAGCAGCAGAGUGGUGAAGAUGAGGAGGGGCCAGUGGAGGCAGUUGACACACCAAGCAAGUCUAAGAAGAAGAAAUCAAAGAAAUGAACUGCUGAACUUAUUUGAACAUUGUAACAUUCCUUUUGCUUAUGCUGCACUUGAUUGGUUUCUACAAAUUGUAUUACUUCCGCUCUACGCUAUAAAUUUGGUAAUGAAACUUGAGACUCUUGA
This is a messenger RNA of Halichondria panicea, 1774 nucleotides long. Its product is annotated as nucleolar protein 56-like. Gene Ontology annotation, molecular function: snoRNA binding. Gene Ontology annotation, cellular component: box C/D methylation guide snoRNP complex; small-subunit processome. The record is from RefSeq and is a predicted model, not a curated record. Lineage: Eukaryota; Metazoa; Porifera; Demospongiae; Suberitida; Halichondriidae. Bases 77 to 1651 code for a protein of 524 amino acids. The transcript has 11 exons.